AUGGAGGACUCGAGCGCUGGCCUGGUAGCUGCGCAGUGCUACACACUGAUUGAGAUGUACCUGGUGAAUGUAUCGCGCCUGAAUGCUGCUUUCAUGCAUCUUGGGCAAGCUGUCCGCGCUGCAUACGGUCUAGGGUUGCAUCGCACUGAUCUGGUAGCGAAUUUCACGCCCUUGGAGCGCAGAAUACGAGAACGCUUCUGCAAAGCCGUUAGAGUUCUUGAUGUUUAUCUCAGCGCCACCCUUGGGAGACCGCUGAUGACUUGUCAGUCCCGAAACACGGUCACGGUCACGAAUUAUUCUCCAACAGUCGACAUGUGCAUAAUAUAG
Molecule: messenger RNA, 327 nt
Organism: Exophiala aquamarina CBS 119918
Lineage: Eukaryota; Fungi; Ascomycota; Eurotiomycetes; Chaetothyriales; Herpotrichiellaceae
Exons: 1
Coding region: 1-327 (108 amino acids)
Biological process (GO): DNA-templated transcription; positive regulation of transcription from RNA polymerase II promoter by galactose
Cellular component (GO): nucleus
Molecular function (GO): zinc ion binding; RNA polymerase II cis-regulatory region sequence-specific DNA binding; DNA-binding transcription factor activity, RNA polymerase II-specific
Source: RefSeq, a predicted model, not a curated record